CAAACAAAGACAAAGUAUAAUCCAGAAAAAACAACACCUGUGACAUGAAUCAAGGGCACCUUUGUUUUGACAGGGUGUCCACCAGACAAUAGCAUUCCACUGCUCUAAAAAUGCACACCUUGAAGUGACCCAAAUAAUUAAAUUUGGUCAUAAAAAAUGAUGUCCCAUCAGUAUGCAUCUGGACCUGCCAACCAUAGUGAAGGUUAUCACAUCCUUGGUCCUCCCUGUUCUGGUCUGAGCCUCAGACAAAUGAAUAACUUAGCACUAGGUGGAAUUAUUUUUAAUUUAUUUUAUUUGGGUAACCAGAAUAAGACGGAAAAAAAAUGUCUGGGUGGAAGUUGAACUGAAUGAAGCAAAGAUGAAAUGUUUGGACAUGAGUUUUAAAAAGGGGAGAUGGUGGAUAUAAAGUAAUGGCUGCAUCCAAGAGUAGUUCUCCAGGGCUUAGGACAUGUGGUGAUAAUUAAAAAUGAUAUAUUAACUUAGGUUCAUUGAUUUAUUUUUUUAUAUAUUUUUAAAAUGUUAAAAACGCUGUUAAAAUCACAGUUCUGAAGUUGAGUAGAACAAAGGGAACAAAGGAAACCAAAGGCACCAGCUGAAGUUCACAAAGACUACAUCAUGUCUAGACCUGGGAGACUGACUGUUCACUAAUGGGCCUACAACCUUAAAAACUGUUGCCCAUUCUGAAACUGUAGGAUUGCACCGCUGCAAUUCCAAAUAUCGCCGGUAGAUGGUGGUGUACACGCACGUUUGUGGUCAUGCCUGACUGCCUGGCUUCCAGUGUCUAGAAAGCAAUCUGUUGUGUAUGUUAGUGAAGCUAUUCUCCCACCUAUCUCAGGAUCGAUGCAAGGAAAGUACCACCACUACACUCUUAUGAAUAAUUAAACGUACCAGUACGGACUAAACAGCACAACAACAGCCUCUCCCUUUGUCCUUUAAGGCUUUUUUACAUGUUAAUAACAUGGCCAGGUAAAAAAAAAAGGCAUCGUGUCUCCCAACUGUUGCCCCUCCCUGCAGGUGCCCUCCUUUGACUGAUGAGCUCGGUGUUAAUUGGGGCAGUGAACACCUCCAGCCAGGAGGAGGACGCGCUCCUUUGUGUAGGGCUGGAGCUCCACUUGCUGGCUGAGCGCCAAGUUCGGGGCAACAAAUCAAUGUGCAAGCCUCCACAUGGGGCAAUAGCGGCACUCAGAUGAAGGUCCAUUUCGCUAUGAAUGAUUCAUGAGCAUCUGUUGCCAAACACGAGCCAUAAAGUUUUUUUUGUUUUUGUUUUUUUAAAUGAGGAAUCGUGGCGAUUUUUUCGGUGAUUCUGGACAUUUGGAUCAUGUUCUGUCUCCACGAAGACGGGACGUCACGUGAUCUCUCACUGCGUUAUAUUAAAUACACAAACACGCGCAUACAAGGUGAUGCUGUUGUUGACUGUCGAAUCCUAAUGUUACCAACGUCCUCUUUGUUCUUGGCCGUGGACAAUCUGAACGCACGGUGCCAAUCGUCAGGGGCAGUGGUUCCGGGCGGAGUCGUCGCCCCUUGUUCUCACAUGUGCUCCGCCUCGCCUGCGCUGAUUGGACUGAGAAUCACCACCACCACAGUGUGUGUGUGUGUGUGUGUAUGUUUUCCCUUCACACACACACUCAGAAACGCCCACCCACAUGACCGGGAAAGUGGCUUCAAACUGAAAAAGCACGCCGUUUGAGCACAGACCGAUCGAGACGCGCUGAUGUUUGGAGAGCGGAGUGCGCAGCCAACAGCUACCUCUGACUGAGACACUGUUCCUCUUCUUUUUAUAUAAAUAUAUAUAUACACAUAAGUACCGAUGACAUCGAAUACCUGGACUCAACCUCUCACGGUCGGAGCUGACAUUUUUGUAUGAUAUUUCAGCCCAGAGCUGCAGCUGGACUUGGGAGUCGUGCGCUCCACAAUCUUUUUGGAUAAACACUCGUCUCCGUUAGUUAUUAGAGAGGAGAGAGAGAGAGAGAGAGAGACAGGGGGGUAUCAAACACCCGCUGGGUCACAGUCGGGCUGUCACCUAUCCAUCCACAGGAGCUGUGAUGCCGGUGGCGGACAGCGACAUGGUCGUGGACGCUUCGAGCCAGGCAGCCAGUGGCCAGGAUGAGAACAUCCUCCCGGUGUCCCUCAGCAGCCCCGCUGCGGACAUCCUCAAGAACUUUUACCACACCAAGCGGGUCGGGAACUACCUGAUCGGCAGGAAACUGGGGGAAGGGUCGUUCGCCAAAGUUAGAGAAGGUCUCCAUGCGAUGACCGGUGAGAAGGUGGCAGUCAAGGUGAUUGACAAGCGGAAGGCCAAGAAGGACUCCUACGUGACCAAGAACCUGCGCCGGGAGGGUCACAUCCAGCAGAUGAUCCGACACCCCAACAUCACGCAGCUGCUGGACAUCCUGGAGACGGAGAACAGCUACUACCUGGUGAUGGAGCUGUGUCCCGGCGGGAACCUCAUGAACCGCAUCUACGACAAGAAGCGUCUGGACGAGAGGGAGACGCAGAAAUACAUCAGGCAGCUGGUGCUGGCCGUGGAGCAUCUGCACAGGGCCGGGGUGGUGCACAGGGACCUGAAGAUAGAAAACCUGCUGCUGGACCAAGAGGACAACAUAAAGCUGAUAGACUUCGGCCUGAGCAACUGCGCCGGGAUCCUGGGAUACUCCGACCCCUUCAGCACCCAGUGUGGAAGUCCGGCGUACGCCGCUCCGGAGCUGUUGUCCAGGAAGAAGUACGGGCCCAAGGUGGACGUGUGGUCCAUUGGUGUGAACAUGUAUGCAAUGUUGACUGGGACGCUGCCGUUCACCGUGGAGCCCUUCAGCCUCCGGGCCCUGCACCAGAAGAUGGUAGACAAGGAGAUGAACCCUCUACCUCCGUCGCUUUCCACAGCUGCCAUCUGUCUACUGAAGAAGCUGCUCGAGCCAGAUCCCAACAAACGUCCCAACAUCCACCAGGUGAUGGCAGACUCCUGGCUCCAGCUGGCCAAUAAGAACACAGGGGCGCCGUACCUCAACAGGAUACACAUCGAGGAAAUUAACCACACGGUGUUGCUGCACAUGACGGAGAAAAUGGGCUACAAGCACAGUGAGGUUCUGAGCGCCGUGCUGACCAACCGUGCCUGCCACACCCUGGCUGUUUACUUUCUGCUCAACAAGAAAAUGAAGAGACUUUCCAAAGAAUACCGGGAAAUGCAGAUCCAGGAGAAGAAGAAGAAAGGCGACAAGCAGAAAAACGAAUACUACCAGACCCAGUGGAGGAAGCACGUGGACAAACUCACCAUCCCGCCCAAACAGACCCCGGCCUACCUGGCUGUCAGCAAGCCCAGUGAGAAGAAGAAGCACAGAACAGGUCUUUUGCGUGCCAUAACUGGCGGCCAUCGUAACUCCCCUCUUGCACCACCUGGCACAGUUGCCUCCUCUUCCAUGGAGUAUCUGGAGAUCCACGAUCUCUCCCCCACCACCCCUCAUCAGCGGAGGAGACUGGCCACACUCCCGCCAGCCAAUACCAGUCCGGAACACAACAUCCCCGCCCCGCCGGCGCCGUCACCCAUUGGCAUGCAUUCCUUCGGCUCUCUGUCUAAAGCUGAGCAGAUGGAGGACACCCCCGCUACACCCUGGUACAAACUGAUCAACGGUACUCUGUCACCCCCUCGCCACGUCUCUGCCUUCCAACCCGACUCUUCUUACUUGAAAAAAGCCACAAUCCCCAGUCCUCCCGUGCAAAUCUCCAACCCAAAGUCUAAGAACCUUUCGUCAGACUGGUGCGGCGGUUCCGACACGAGCGGCAGUCCCCCCAGCACCGUGGGGAGCCCCCCGGGCACCUCGGCUUUCAGCCCUCCAAAAUCCGCCUUUAGUCCCCUGAACCCCAAGUCGGCUUUUAGCCCGCUCUCCAACAGCAACAAGGACAGUAACAGCAGCGACCCCGAGAGCCCCACGCACCGCAGCAAAUUCCCCUCCAUGGGAAUCGGACAGCUGCUUAAGAAGAAGGUCCAGCUGCAGCCGUUCGCCUUCCGGCCCGAACAGGUUGUGGAGGAGGUGGUGUCACCUCCUCCUUACCCCAUGCAGACUCUCCUCUGUGCUUCGGGUGCACUCAAGACGCUCUGCUGAAGGAUGCAAAGAAUAAGAAAAAGAGACAAAAAAAAAAAAAGAACUCAAGGCCCCGCCCAACAUUUGAUAGCUGUUGGAGAGGUCUUCCAAAGCGGCCUUUUUGAACUGUGAACUCUCCCUUUAUCACGACUAGGACACUUUUUUUUUUUUUCAAAGAAAAUAAAUGGUGGUUUAAGUGAGAGCACGUAGUAUUUUACCUCUCGUUCCCGCUGCCGUUAUGUAAUAUAGGAGGUGAUGACACUAAGAGGAUGAGACUUGAAAGCAAUCCCAGAGCAAUGAAACCUGGCACAGGCCCAGACCCAGAGAGGACACUGGACGUCCUGUAACAUGGACUCAUGCCAGACAGGUGUACAGAAACACACACACACACACACACACUUAACUCUGUAUUAUAGACCGAGUCAAGAAAAGACUCAUUUAUGUACUAUUAUUGCUGUGAACUGUUUACUAACUGAGCCGCAGACUGAUUCACACCAGCUAACGGAUCCCAACGCUUACCCUGACCCUGAAUACAUGUGUAAAUGUUUUGUCUUUGUGGGGGAAAAAAACAAACAACAAAAGAUACAUAGAAACCUUAUGGACGUCCAGAUGAACUGGAUUUAAAAAAAAAAAAAGAACUCACUGCACUAUUCUUGAAAAACCAAAAAAACCUGUACUAACGACGGUGUUUUUACCAUCUCUUACCUCAAUGCAUUAUUCAUACAUGGUAGUUGAACAGCACCUGAUUGUGACACGCCCGUCACAGCGUUAGUGCCAUUGUAGGAUCGACGCGCUGGAGUAGCAGUAGUAGCAGUUGUUACACGGGAGUAGAGCCAUGCUCUCACUUUUUAUAGCACGCGCAUUAACUGUGGGUGAAUAAAUCACGGCGUAAAGCUUUUUUUAUACGCACUGCUCUCACAUCGUUGCUUCAAGGACCUACGGCAGAAAUGUUAAAAAAAAAA
Molecule: messenger RNA, 5035 nt
Organism: Cynoglossus semilaevis (tongue sole)
Lineage: Eukaryota; Metazoa; Chordata; Actinopteri; Pleuronectiformes; Cynoglossidae
Gene: hunk
Product: hormonally up-regulated Neu-associated kinase
Exons: 9
Coding region: 2043-4094 (683 amino acids)
Biological process (GO): protein phosphorylation; intracellular signal transduction
Cellular component (GO): cytoplasm
Molecular function (GO): ATP binding; protein serine/threonine kinase activity
Source: RefSeq, a predicted model, not a curated record